AGAGUCAUGUGACAUGAAGGCGGAAGCUGUGGCAUAAACACAAAGCUAGCAGCACAAACGUCUCUCUGACAUAAAUUUAUUGUCUUUCUAUCUGUUAUUUCUGCAUGUUAGUAAACACUAAGACAUGUCUUCCAGCCAUAUAAAGGACUCUAGCUUUCUGGGAGGCAGAAUACCACCGGAAGUCGAAUCACUGUCAAAAAACUUGAAGGAUGUGGACCAAGAGCUGUUCCGAAAAAUACUGAAAGCUGUGGUCGGUGCCCUGGAGGGAAAGGACUGCACAGAGGUGAUGAAGUCCAUAGCAGAGAGCAGUGUCAUCCCGCAGGAGAAGCUCUGUCACAUCGUAGCUGGGAUGCACAGAUUGCUGUCUGAGGCCAUCCGCAUCCCCACAGCGAUACUUAAACAGGAGACCUUUAAGGAUGAUCUGAGGGACCUAAGAAUACCAGAAGACUUCAUCACAGAUUUUUCCAGUGUGGUUUUUGGAAAUCGCCGUGCAGCUCUAGAAGCGACCGCCUCUCAGAAUGAUCCUCAUCUUCCCACACUACAAGAACUGAAAUGGAGAGUGGAUGUUGCCAUUUCUACAAGCUCUUUAGCCCGAGCCCUGCAGCCUUCUGUUCUCAUGCAGAUGAAACUUUCAGAUGGGAGGUUUCACCGCUUUGAGGUACCUGUGUCUAAAUUCCAGGAGCUUCGCUACAACGUUGCUUUGAUUCUCAAAGAGAUGAACGAUUUGGAGAAGAGGAGCAUUCUCAAGAUCCAAAACUGAUGUGCCAUCCAGAGCUGGUGCUUAAGCCGACUGUCAUCUCUGCUCAGAUUUUGACUCAGUGAAGUUUUUGUACAUUUUUCAUUUGAUGUUAUGUGAGAAAAUUAUCUGCUCAUCAUGACUUUAUGCUCUGAUGGUGUUGGCAUCCAACAUAUUUGAGGGCAAAAAGACAGGCACUUCACCUCCUACUGUGUGUUUAAAAGCAAAUGGAGAAGGUCAGACUGUAGGUUUUUUUUUUUCUUGAUGUGCAUUAAAUUUCUGUCACAUUUUAAACACCUGCAAUUCCACACAAAAUACAAAUAAAGUGGCCACAUUCAUCGGUGUCACGUGACACACCUUCUUUGAAACAGAACUUUUUGUUCUCUUGCCACUGGGAUCCUAUUUGACAAGAGGCAGAACAAAUGAUUUACAAGUCUUUUGGUUUAUCCUCCAAACAUUGUAAAAAGUAGCUUCCUUUUAACUAAAUGUUUGUCGUAUGUGUUUGUUUUCCAAAAGAGCUUUGAAUUUUUUUUUUUGUCUCUGUUGAACCACAUUUCUGUAAUAAAAUCUGUCCAUUAUUAUAUUUGCAAGGAGUGUUUGAUUUGUUCAGAUUCAGAUGUGCCACAGAGGGAAGGGUUAGAUGAUAACAGGUCACUGUAGCCCCAAAUGCUUAAAGUAUUUAAAUCCAAAAAACCAUCUAAUGGGUUCUUGUAAAAUCUUUUUGUUUAUUAAAUUGAUGUUCUUUUUGAUGAACUUUUUUGUUAAAUAAACACCACUCUGUAU
Archocentrus centrarchus (flier cichlid) is the source of this 1519-nucleotide messenger RNA. RefSeq names its product COMM domain containing 5 (gene commd5). Gene Ontology annotation, cellular component: nucleus. Bases 125 to 760 code for a protein of 211 amino acids. The record is from RefSeq and is a predicted model, not a curated record. The transcript is spliced from 7 exons. NCBI's taxonomy places the organism in Eukaryota, Metazoa, Chordata, Actinopteri, Cichliformes, Cichlidae.